AUGUCAAGCGUGCAAGCUGUUGUAUGUAGGGCUGCGCACAUUUUUUUUCGCAUCCAACAUUUUUCGUUCAAUAUUUCAAUAUUAAUAUUGAACGUUCAUAUUUUCAGAGGGCAAAAUUCUGUAGUGGAUGAGGGCACUAAUGUCUACUGUUAUGAUCAGAAUUCGGAUGGCAUGCACGUCCACGCCAACAAAGUGCUUCAGAUGGUGGAGAAUGCUCAAUGCUGCGCCUGUCGGAAACGAUGGCAGCUGGCCAUUUUGGCCAACAUCGGCUUCAUGAUCGUGUUCGGAAUUCGUUGCAAUUUUGGUGCUGCUAAGAAUCAUAUGUUCAAGAACUACACCGAUCCAUGGGGUCGUCGUCAUGUACAUGAUUUCAAUUGGACUCGAGCCGAACUGAGCGUCAUGGAAAGUUCGUUUUUCUACGGUUAUCUCGUCACCCAAAUCCCUGCCGGAUUUCUUGCUGCCAAAUUCCCUCCAAAUAAACUUUUUGGAAUCGCUAUAGGAGUCGCUUCAUUUCUCAACCUUCUUCUGCCAACUGGUUUCAAAUCAAAGAAUGACACUCUGGUGGCAAUAAUUCAGAUUCUACAAGGGCUUGUGCAGGGUGUCGCAUACCCGUCGAUGCACGGCGUCUGGCGAUACUGGGCUCCGCCACUGGAACGGUCCAAACUGGCCACAACCGCCUUCACUGGUUCCUAUGCUGGAGCAGUACUUGGACUUCCUGUGUCGGCAUUUCUGGUUUCAUACGUAGGAUGGAGUGCUCCAUUCUACCUCUAUGGUUUCGCUGGCGUUAUCUGGUCUGUAUUCUGGUUUUCUCUGACUUUUGAAAAGCCAGCUUACCAUCCGACAAUAACGCAAGAAGAGAAAAAGUUCAUCGAAGACGCUAUUGGGCACGUGUCUGCUACUCACCCUACAUUUCACUCGAUACCAUGGAAAGCGAUUGUGACUUCAAAACCGGUAUGGGCAAUUAUAGUGGCAAAUUUUGCUAGAAGCUGGACGUUUUAUCUUCUGCUACAAAAUCAGCUGACUUACAUGAAAGAGGCACUCGACAUGAACAUCAGUGACUCCGGAAUGCUUGCCGCUUUGCCACAUGCUGUGAUGGGCAUUGUCGUUUUGUUUGGAGGACAACUCGCCGAUUACCUGCGUUCAAAUAAGAUUCUUUCCACCACUGCAGUGCGUAAAAUUUUCAAUUGCGGAGGAUUCGGUGGUGAAGCAGCGUUCAUGCUUGUCGUUGCAUAUACCAAUAAGGAAUCGACUGCUAUUCUAGCUCUGGUGCUGGCCGUCGGCUGUUCGGGAUUCGCCAUUUCAGGAUUCAAUGUGAAUCAUUUGGAUAUUGCACCCCGCUACGCGGCCAUCCUCAUGGGAUUCUCAAAUGGAAUUGGAACGUUAGCCGGCCUCACUUGUCCGAUUGUAACUGAAAAGUUCACCGAAAGCGGGCCUCAUGGUUGGGUGAAGGUGUUUCUCCUAGCAAGUCUGAUUCAUUUCACCGGCAUUACUUUCUAUGCUAUCUACGCUUCUGGAGAACUGCAAGAUUGGGCGGAGCCGAAGCCAGAGGAAGAGGCUUGGAACGUGACAGCGCUCAAUCAUCGAAGCAGCAACGGUAAGUAG
Messenger RNA from Haemonchus placei, 1602 nucleotides. Lineage: Eukaryota; Metazoa; Nematoda; Chromadorea; Rhabditida; Trichostrongylidae. The record is from the annotation of a GenBank genome assembly.